Molecule: messenger RNA, 3680 nt
Organism: Lycium barbarum (goji berry)
Lineage: Eukaryota; Viridiplantae; Streptophyta; Magnoliopsida; Solanales; Solanaceae
Product: putative receptor-like protein kinase At3g47110
Exons: 3
Coding region: 687-3512 (941 amino acids)
Biological process (GO): protein phosphorylation
Molecular function (GO): protein binding; ATP binding; protein kinase activity
Source: RefSeq, a predicted model, not a curated record
AUUUACAUUUCUUUGUAUUAUAAUCACAAGAAGUUAUUCCCCGUCCCAAUUUAUGUCUAUUUCAGUUCACUCUUCACCCCCCAUGCCCCACAGAGGAAAAAUAGAGAGAGACCUGUGGUCACAAUACAGCUUGUUAUACUCAAAAUCAACAAUUACAUUAGCUAAAAGACACUCAAAUGACUGACAAACGAUAGUAUACAGCGAAUUUGGUAUCAUUAAAUAGAUCUUCUAAGAUCAUUGCUUUGCAUUAUCAAUUAUUGUUUUAGCUCAACAAGGAAAAAAGAAAAACCUGCUUGUCAUAGUUAUGGGCAGAAGUUGCAAUCUUGUCUUUGCUCUUGCAGCUUUCAUUCUACUACAUGAGCAUACUACAGUUGCUACUGUUCACAAUAUUGGCACUGAUAAAGCCGCACUUCUUGCCUUGAAAUCUCACAUUUCUUCUGAUCCUAACAAUAUCAUAGAAAGAAACUGGACUUCUACCAGCCCGGUUUGCAGCUGGAUUGGAAUCACUUGCAGCUCCCGCCACAAUCGAGUCACAACUUUAGACAUUUCUAGCAUGCAACUUCAUGGUACCAUUCCUCCACACCUUGGAAACCUCUCAUUUCUUGUCUCUCUCGACAUCACUAACAACACUUUCCACGGGGAUUUUCCAGAAGAGUUGGCUCAUUUGCAGAGGUUGAAAUUGAUUAAUGUCAUCAUUUUUAAGUUUGUUACCAAACCUACGCUCUGUGUACCUGUGGAGGAACCAAUUUUCUGGGAAAAUUCCAUCUUCCCUUUCCAAUCUAACAAAGCUGGAAGUGUUGAGCUUGCAGAGAAAUUUUAUCGAAGGAGAGAUCCCUCGGGAACUCGGUGAUCUUCGUUACCUGACUAUCCUAGACCUGCAACAUAAUCAACUUAGUGGCUCUAUACCACCAUCAAUAUUUAACAUUACGACAGUGCAAAUCAUUGCUCUUACCAGCAACAAUCUUAUUGGUAAACUUCCAGCAACUAUAUGCGACCAUCUUCCAAACUUGAAAGGGCUUUACCUCUCACGCAACUCGCUAUUUGGAGUUAUCCCACGAAACCUGGAGAAAUGCAGAAAGCUUCAAGCCUUGUCAUUGUCUGAAAAUGAGUUUGUUAGAACUAUACCAAGAGAGUUAGCCAACUUAACAACUCUUGAAAUAUUAGAACUUGGAGCACUAUACUUGGAAGGAGAAAUACCAGUGGAGCUCGGUAAUCUUGAGAAACUACAGGUGCUGGGAUUAUCAGAGAAUGAGUUUACUGGUCCUGUCCCUCCAAGCAUUUUCAACGUGUCAACACUGCAGAAACUAGGUCUUGGAGGAAAUAAGCUUUCAGGUACUCUACCUUCGGAUUUAGGUCAUGGAAUGCCCAUCCUAGAACAAUUUGUUUGUGCAAGAAAUAAUCUGAGUGGUUUAAUCUCUGCUUUAAUCUCGAAUUCUUCAAGACUCAGAUUGCUUGAUCUCUCAGGCAACAGUUUCACAGGUCCAAUUCCUGAAUCACUUGGUAACUUAGAAUACCUUGAGAUUCUUAACUUGCAGAGAAACAAUUUUUUCAGCUACUCAGCGUUGAGCUUCCUUACAUCAUUAACGAACUAUAGGAAACUAAGAGUAGUCUGGUUUGGUGAUAAUCCGUUGGACGGUGUUUUGCCUGCAUCUAUAGGGAAUUUCUCCAACUCUCUACAGGUUUUUGAAGGAUCGAAUUGUAAACUUAAGGGCAUCAUUCCUGAAGAAAUUGGUAAUCUUACUGGAGUGACAAAAAUGAUUCUGUUUAACAAUAAGUUGACUGGAGAUAUUCCGAAUACUGUCCGAGGCAUGUUGAACCUUCAAGAAUUUUACCUACAAAGCAACAAUAUUGAAGGUACCAUACCAGAUGUUAUGUGCAGUUUAAAGAAUCUUGGUGCAUUAGACUUGUCAGAAAAUAAUUUUUUUGGUUUGGUGCCUCCAUGCUUAGGAAAAGUUACCAGUUUGAGGUAUCUUUAUCUAGCUUACAACAUGUUGAAUUCAAGCUUACCUGAAAGCUUGGGAGGCCUUCGCGAUCUCAUAGAAUUCAAUAUUUCAUCCAAUUUAUUGAGUGGGAAAAUUCCUCUGGAGAUUGGAAAUUUAAAGGCUGCAACGCUCAUUGAUUUGUCAAAAAAUAAAUUUUCUGGAAACAUUCCUAGCACCCUAGGGGGUCUAGACAAAUUGAUUAAUCUCUCUCUGUCACAUAAUAUAUUAGAUGGGCCUAUUCCAAAUUCAUUUGGCAAAAUGUUGGCGUUGGAAGUCUUGGAUUUGUGCUAUAACAAUCUUAGUGGUGAAAUUCCAAAAUCUUUAGAAGCACUUGUGUAUCUCAAAUACCUGAACUUCUCAUUCAAUAAACUUAGUGGAGAGAUUCCCACUAGUGGUUAUUUUGCAAAUACCACAGGUCAAUCUUUCUUGUCCAAUGAUGCACUCUGUGGUGACUCCCGGUUUAACGUGAAACCAUGUGUCAUCUUGUCUUCCAAGAGGAAAAAGGCAUUCUUGGUUUUGUACAUCAUUUUGGGAGUGGGUCUGUUAUUUGUUGUAUUUUCCCUCGCAUAUGUAUUUUUAAGGACAAAGAAGAAUAUAGGCCAAGCAGAUGUGUCUUUGGUAAAAGUGCAUGAAAGAAUUUCCUAUUAUGAACUUGAACAGGCAACAGAAGGAUUCAAUGAAAGCAACUUGCUUGGUCAUGGGAGUUUCAGCAUGGUCUACAAAGGGAUGUUUAGGGACGGUACCCUUUUCGCAGCAAAGGUCUUCAAUGUCCAAUUGGAGUGUGCAUUCAAAAGUUUUGAAAUAGAAUGUGAGAUACUUCGGAACCUUCGUCAUAGAAAUCUGACCAAAGUCAUAACAAGCUGCUCCAACCCUGAUUUUAAGGCCCUAGUGUUGGAAUACAUGCCCAACGGGACACUUGAUAAAUGGUUAUACUCUCACAACUUGUUCUUGAACUUAUUGCAGAGAUUAGAUAUAAUGAUAGAUGUCGCAUCUGCAAUGGAUUAUCUCCACAAUGGCUAUUCAACACAUGUGGUGCAUUGUGACUUGAAGCCAAGCAAUGUCUUGCUAGAUCAAGAAAUGGUUGGUCAUGUCAGUGAUUUUGGCAUUGCAAAAUUGUUAGGUGAAGGGGAGGCUUUUGUUCAAACAAGGACGAUUGCAACCAUUGGAUAUAUUGCUCCAGAGUACGGGCAAGAUGGAAUAGUAUCCACGAGCUGUGAUGUUUAUAGUUUUGGCAUCCUGAUGAUGGAGACGUUCACAAGAACGAGACCAAGCGAUGAUAUAUUUAAUGGAAGAUUGAGCAUACAACGUUGGGUUAGUGAUUCUUUUCCAGGUGAAAUUCAUAAGGUGGUGGAUUCUAAUUUGGUACAACCAGGGGAUGAAAAAAUCGACACAGAGAUGCAAUGUUUGUUAUCUAUCAUGGAAUUAGCUUUGAGUUGCACUUUAAUGACACCUGAUGCAAGGAUUAGCAUAGCAUAUGCUCUUUCCACACUUAAAAAGAUUAGGUUCCAGCUUGUCAGUAGUCGGCACUAGAUGGUGCCGGACCGUCUACUCUUGUAUGUUAGUAUUUGAUUACCUAUGCCAGUUACGUUAGCCUCAAUUUGCACAAGUACUUAAGUGCGUUUAAUCACGGUUGUAGGAAGCAACUCGUUUCUUGAUUUGUGAUCUUUGAACUUUUGCGCAAGUGUUUUGUUGGCUGGA